Messenger RNA from Amblyraja radiata (thorny skate), 1069 nucleotides. RefSeq names its product RNA polymerase II subunit C (gene polr2c). Lineage: Eukaryota; Metazoa; Chordata; Chondrichthyes; Rajiformes; Rajidae. Gene Ontology annotation, biological process: transcription by RNA polymerase II. The transcript has 9 exons. The coding region runs from base 135 to 962 and encodes 275 amino acids. The record is from RefSeq and is a predicted model, not a curated record. Gene Ontology annotation, cellular component: RNA polymerase II, core complex. Gene Ontology annotation, molecular function: protein dimerization activity; DNA binding.
GGCGCGGGGCUCGCCGGGAAACGGAAGGUCGGCUUUGGCGCGCAGUGUUCGGCGGGUAGGGAGCAGGAUCCAGGCCCGGUGGGGGAGGGCUGUGUUUGGUAGACGGGGCCGCUGCCUGAUCCUUGGUCGCCGCCAUGCCGUACGCCAGCCAGCCGACGGUGCGGAUCACCGAGCUAACGGACGAGAACGUGAAGUUCAUCGUGGAGAAUACGGAGCUGUCGGUGGCCAACGCUUUGCGCAGAGUUCUGAUGGCCGAAGUAGCUACGUUGGCAAUCGACUGGGUUCAGAUCGAUGCAAAUUCUUCGGUUCUCCACGAUGAAUUCAUUGCACACAGAAUUGGAUUGAUUCCUCUAACAAGUGAUGAUAUUGUGGAUAAGAUGCAGUACUCCAGGGACUGUACAUGUGAUGAGUUCUGCCCAGAAUGUUCCGUGGAGCUGACUCUGGAUGUUAAGUGUAACGAAGAUCAGACACGGCAUGUUACCUCCAGGGACCUGCUGUCUAACAAUUCCCGUGUUAUCCCAGUAACGUCGCGGAGCCGAGACAAUGAUCCCAAUGACUACGUGGAACAAGAUGACAUCCUGAUUGUGAAGCUGCGGAAAGGUCAGGAGCUGCGGCUCCGAGCUUAUGCUAAGAAGGGCUUUGGAAAGGAGCACGCCAAAUGGAACCCGACGGCAGGCGUCUCGUUCGAGUACGACCCCGACAACGCCCUGCGGCACACCGUCUUUCCCAAGCCCGAGGAAUGGCCUAAGAGCGAGUACUCGGAGCUCGACGACGAGGAGAUCCAGGCACCCUAUGACCCCAAUGGGAAACCUGAACGAUUUUACUUCAACGUUGAAUCAUCUGGAGCGCUGCGGCCAGAAACAAUAGUCCUGUCUGCCCUGUCUGGGCUGAAGAAGAAACUCAGUGACCUGCAGACAAUGCUGAGCCACGAGAUCCAGAGCGACGUACUCACCAUCAAUUAGCAGGGCCGGCCCUCUCCCCCAACCCAACACUGAACCCUUCCAGGACUCAUCCACCUGAUACUUUGCUCAGUUCCAAACAUCAAUAAAGCUCACAUUUGUUUACUGCU